GGCACUAGUGGAAGCAGGGAGACUGGGUUGGUGAGUGAGCUAGAGUCCAGUCGCUUGCGAAUCGAAGCCAAAGUGUAUCUUCUCCCCCCAGCAAAAGCUUAGCUUCUUGCUUAAUUAGUUGCUUGACAAAGUGAAUCUUCUUCUUCUUCUCCAUCUAUCGAGCUCAUAUAGCUAGCUAGGAGCAAAUAUAAAUCAGUAGAAUUAAGCUAAUUAGAGGUCAUGGAGGAAUAUUGGCAGGACGAUUUCGGGUUCGGGCAGGAGCUCAUGAUGAGGGAGCUCCUCGACGAAGCCGCCACUGCGGCGCCAUCGCCGGUGGAUGCCGGUGCGGCAGCUGGUUAUUCUUCUUACUCCAGCAAGGACGAUGAAGAGGAAGAGGAGGAGUACUGUCGCUCUGCAGCUCGGCGGCGGCCGGAGCAGCAGUCGUCCAUGGUGAACAAGCUCAUCUCGGCGGUGUACUCCGGGCCCACUCUCAGUGACAUCGAGAGCGCCCUCUCCUUCUCCGGCGCCGGUGCCGCCGACCCUCUCGCGGACGGCCGCAAGUACAGCUCCACCCCAGUGGUUUUCUCGCCGGAGAAGAUGAUGAGCAAGAUGGAGAACAAGUACACAAUGAAGAUCAAGACUUGCGGCAACGGGCUCGCCGACGAUGGCUACAAAUGGAGGAAAUAUGGUCAGAAAUCCAUCAAGAACAGCCCCAAUCCGAGGAGUUACUACCGGUGCACGAACCCGCGGUGCAACGCGAAGAAGCAGGUGGAGCGGAGCACCGAGGAGCCGGACACGCUGCUCGUCACCUACGAAGGCCUCCACCUCCACUACACCUACUCCCACUUCCUCCAAGCCCACCACCACCCGGCCCAACCCCAACCCCAAGCCCAAGCCCAAGCCCAAACCGCUGCUGGAUCCAAGAAGCCCAAGCUGCACUCCGCCGCCGACAUCACCCCUGCAACAGCAGCAACGACGACCUCGCCGCCGCCGUCCAUGGCCUCCGCCGCUACCGUGCCAGCUACAGCUGCCGCUGCUGCAGACGGCGAAAACGUCGACGGCCGGUUCAUGCGGUGGCCGGCGGCAGUCGUCCCCAACUCCGACGACAGCUCCUAUAAUUUCUUCGAUGGGAGCGGCGACAUUGUUGGCGAUGCAGAGGAGGAUCAUCAGGGGAGGAUGACGAGCAUCAUCAAUGGCGGCAGCGGGCUUCUGGAGGACAUGGUGCCGCUGCUGGUCCGGCGGCCGUCGUCUGGCAACGACGACUCGGCGGCGACGACGACGACGACGACGAACAGCUCCUCGACAUCGACGCUGGGGUCGCCGGCGGGGGCAGGGGCGUGGGCGGCGCCGUCGCCUUCGACGUCGUCCUCCGUGUCAUGGAACCCGGCGUCGCCCUACAUCGACAUGGCCAUCCUCUCCAACAUCUUCUAAGCUAAUUAAAGGCCCUGGCCAAUUAAUAAGCCCCUAGCUAGUAUUUGCUCCUCUGUCGAUUGGGAUAUGCGCUGGUGAAUAUUAUUUACUUGUGCAUGCAUAUGGUUGAAAUCAAGCUAAUUUGUGUGUACGGACGUGACAAGAGUAUAGAAAUAGGAUAGUAGUGUACCAGUGUAUGUUUGUGAGUUAAUUAAAGUAAUUUCUAGAGCUUAUUGUAAGGAUUUGUUGUAUGUGAGGGUGUAGUUAGUAUAUAUAGGUGGGUACGGUGUACAAGAAUAAUUGUGUGCAAGCAUGCAUGAUGAGGAUGUGUUGUGUGAGUAAUAUAUAAUUCAUACACAUAUGUGGUAUGUGGACCGUGGUGUAUGCAUAUACAUGUACUGUUGUUUGUA
Brachypodium distachyon (stiff brome) is the source of this 1799-nucleotide messenger RNA. Its product is annotated as WRKY transcription factor SUSIBA2. Gene Ontology annotation, biological process: regulation of DNA-templated transcription. Gene Ontology annotation, molecular function: DNA-binding transcription factor activity; sequence-specific DNA binding. The record is from RefSeq and is a predicted model, not a curated record. Lineage: Eukaryota; Viridiplantae; Streptophyta; Magnoliopsida; Poales; Poaceae. The coding region runs from base 220 to 1410 and encodes 396 amino acids. The transcript has 3 exons.